This is a messenger RNA of Striga asiatica, 855 nucleotides long. NCBI's taxonomy places the organism in Eukaryota, Viridiplantae, Streptophyta, Magnoliopsida, Lamiales, Orobanchaceae. The record is from the annotation of a GenBank genome assembly.
AUGGAAAUUUACAUUGAACUGAGGGAUGAAGGUCAAUAUGUGCCUACUUCUAACAAUGAGACAAGUGAGAGUGGAGAUGAUAGUGAAAUGAGUGAUAAGACACAUAAUGAGGGUGGUGAUAAAAUUGUUGAUAAGGGUGAUAAGGUAUCUGAUAGGAGUGAUGAUGGAGAUAAUAGUGACUUUGGUAUUAGGUCUAAAAGUAGUGGUAGGAGUGAUGAUGCAGAUUUUGAUCACAAUGUGGACAAAUAUGUGGAUUUAGGAAGUGAACCAGAUUCUGAUAGUGGGGAAGAAGAUUUGGUUGAAGCUCCACUUGAUUUUCAAGAGUAUUGUUCAUAUAAUGAAACAAUUAGUCAGAUGGAAACUGCGUUUAAUCCUGUUAAUAUCUGUGAUCCUACCGUUUCCCUAGAAAUGUUCUCUGGUACUAGAGAAGAGUUUAAUAAAGGUGUGCAGUCACAUGCUACGAAGUCUAAAAAAAGUGUGAAGUUAAAAAACAAUGGUAACAUUAGGGUCCAUGUAGUAUGUGAUUCAAAGGGUUUGUUGUCUGAGGGGUAUUUGAGCAAGUCUCAGGCUGAUCCCAAAAGAAAAGUUACAACUCUAGAGGUACUUGAUGGAAAUCCAGACUCACAUUAUGAGAAGUUAUGGGACUAUGCCCAACAACUGAAGGAUACAAAUCCUGGUUCUACUGUGAUUCUAGAUGUUGAAGAGGAUGAUGGUGCUCCUAGAUUCUCCAAAUUUAAUGUCAAUAGUACGGGUUGGUGGGUGUCAUUAGACUGGACCCCACAGGGUGUUGAUCCUAACAACAACAUAUAUCCCUUAGCUUAUGUUUUGGUUAGUAGAGAAGCUAGGGAUACUUGA